Molecule: messenger RNA, 2847 nt
Organism: Manduca sexta (tobacco hornworm)
Lineage: Eukaryota; Metazoa; Arthropoda; Insecta; Lepidoptera; Sphingidae
Product: transmembrane protein 19
Exons: 5
Coding region: 108-1202 (364 amino acids)
Cellular component (GO): membrane
Source: RefSeq, a predicted model, not a curated record
ACUCUGUGGUGUUCGGUAGGUCAGACUGGUCAGACGUGACAUUCAAAGAGAAUACAAAUAGUGACAUUAGGGACAAGUGAAGUUGAUAAAAUGAUUUAUAUGAUUUAAUGAUACGAUACUUUUAUAUUUCGUAUUCUCAGAAAUUCGCUAUUAGUGUAAGCUAUUUUGUAGAUACAAUGGUUCCGGCACAAAAUAAUCUAAUGAGAAAUGGUCACAUAUUACCUGUGCUGUUAUGUGCUAUAGCCAUCCCGUUAUCAAUGUCUAUGUGGACCAUCAAUCUAAUAUAUUCAAAAUACCUCGCAGAGAACCAAGGUUUCGAUGAGCCACUAGUUAUAUCACCUACAAGAUGGAUGAUGUCAUGCUUCAUACCACUGGUUAUAGCUGUUUAUGGUAUAAGAAAAAGAAGUAUAAAUUUCAGUGGUGCAAUAUUUGGAUUUGUUGUGGCAUUCAUACUGACGCUCAGCAACUACAGUUUCUUGGCAGCAUUAUUUGUAUUUUUCGUGACAUCUUCCAAAGCAACUAAGUUACGGUCUCAUCUGAAAAAGAAAUUUGAAGCAGAUUAUCAGGAAGGUGGCCAAAGGAAUUGGGUGCAAGUAUUGUGCAACGGCGGCAUGGCUGCACAGCUAGCAUUGUUAUACCUGCUGGAUGUCGGCUCGUCUGAAAGACCCAUAGACUUCGUGAAAGAUUACAGGGCGUCGUGGCUAACAAUAGGAGUAUUAGGUGUGUUUUCCUGCUGCAAUGGCGACACAUGGGCAUCUGAACUGGGCACGGUUUUAACUAACACCGAUCCAUUUUUAAUAACGUCUUGGAAGAAAGUGCCAAAAGGCACCAAUGGAGGAGUCAGCGCUAUGGGAACGGUAUUCAGUUGUUCCGGCGGACUUGUUAUUGGCGUGGCUCAAUACAUAACAAUUUGGUACUUUUCGGACGCAGCACGAUGGGAUUAUGCGCCGCCCCAAUGGCCAAUAAUAUUUUUCGGCGCUUGGUCUGGUCUGCUGGGUAGUAUAAUUGAUUCGUUGAUGGGUGCGACGUUGCAAUAUUCGGGUCUAAACCGAGAGGGUAAAAUCGUGAAUCAUCCUAGUCAAUCAGUAAAGCACAUAUCUGGAAGGAACAUAUUGGACAAUCAUAGUGUGAAUCUCAUAUCGACAGUUAUCAUGGGUCUUAUGAUGCCUACUCUAAGCAAGACAAUAUGGCAUUUGUUUUAAUCUAAGCGGUACUGUAAUUAAAUCACUGCAAAAUAUUGCUCUAGUCAAAGAUUGGGGCUCAUUAUUGAACUUAAUAAUGUAAUGUAGUCAUAUUCAACAGAUGAUAUCGAUUAUUCUGGUCAACAUGUUUGAUAUCGAAUACGUGACGAUGUUUAGUAAAAAUCGUAAUUAUAAAAAGGCCAAAAAACUUAUAUUGGAUUUAUUAAUUUAUUAUUUUUGGGAAUCGUUUUGUUACUUUUAUGGACGAUGUAAAGUUCUUAAACAAUCAAUACAUGUUAAGUUUUUUAAAAUAUUCGCUACAAGUUUUUAUCCAACUUAUUAUUAAUACUUGUUCUUUAGUGGCAGCUUGCUACAAUAGUAACUAUUAUAGUCAUUGCGUAGACAACCAAGUUGAGUAUAUAGAACUAUGGGUAUACCUAGGUAUUUGUACGUAAUAUAGUCUAUAGGUACAUAUUAACGAUGUCAGUAACUGUUAGCAUAGCAGAUCAUAUUUUUUAUUGAAUUCAUUACGAAAUUGGCCUGUUAUAAUGUAAUUAUCUAUGUAGAUAUUAAUUAUACUUGGAUACAAUUUAUAAAUUUAGGUUGCCAUUUAACAAAUUGAUCACAAUUGAGAGUGGGUACUGAGUCAUUAUUCAUAUUAAAUACAUUGUGCAUACGACUAAGGGACUUAGAUUCAACGCAUAUAUGUUACAUACUUUAGUAUGUAUUGUAUGUAAAAUUAUUGGGAUUACUUUUAAGAAAUUUUCGUUCUACAUAGAUUCAUAAUUCGUAAUUUAACACAUAGGCUGAAUUGAAAUUGAAAAAAUGGAACAUUGUAAAAUUUUCUUACAUUUUAUUCUUAUUACCUAAGGCCAACUUAAUAGAUUUACUACAGUUUAAACCUGUUUUUUGGCGUAAUAUUAGGAUUAACAGCUGGUGGGUUUUUUAGUGGAUUACUUUACAGGAGUAAAUAGGAGGAACAGGAAAAAAAGGUACGAAAAUAUUUGAAUGAUUUUGUCCCAUAAGUAAUACAACUAUAUAUAACUUAUGUAUACAAAAACGUUACUAGAAGAAAUAAUACUACUGCAACCUAAAAGAAGCCGUUAGCAAAAGCCGACAAAAAAAAUUCUUUGCAAAAAAGGGCCACUGGAUUAUCAGAAUUGGAACAUUUUUGGUAGACUGACGAAUAUCUCAAUGUUAUAGUUUGAUUUUUUGUGGGUGCGACAACGCUGACUUAGGCUAUAUUGCUAUAAUAAGGUGUAUACAAGUGAAUUUAAGCUAUACGGUGGUCGAAUACGAUUCACAUUAAAAUUAUAAAGAUUUGCUCAUAGACAAAAAGUUGUCUGAACAGAUGCCUACCUAAGAAUACUUUUUUUCAAGAACUGAUCCAACAAGAUUCCAAACUCUCUAUUGUAAUGGUAAUAACAGGUAGGUAACAGUAAUUUAUAUUUUCAAAUUUAUCAGUACUUACUACUUUUGUGAUUUAAUUAUUGUUCGUAAUAGUCAUCUUGUGUAAUUGUAUUAUAUGAAUGAUUGAGGAUAUUAUCCACUUGUUUAGGAUUUUUAUAUGCAUUUGUUUUGUUAGUACAAGGCAUUUUGUUAAUAUGUCGGUAUCUUAGAAUAGGCACUAACGUGACCUAGAAAAAUAAAUAAACUUUUAGAACAA